This is a messenger RNA of Anisakis simplex (herring worm), 942 nucleotides long. The record is from the annotation of a GenBank genome assembly. NCBI's taxonomy places the organism in Eukaryota, Metazoa, Nematoda, Chromadorea, Rhabditida, Anisakidae.
AUGAAUAUUUCUUCUGAUAGUUUCACACCAAAAGGGAUUUUCAUCGAUCUCAAGAGAAACGAUAUUGAUUUCAAGAAGUUUCUCUGUUGCAGGAAAGAUCGUCCAAAAGUCGCGGACAUUGACUUGACCUUGUGUACACAUUUCAUUUUGAUUGGAUCGUGUAAGCUCGAUGAUAACUGUCAAGUAAUACUGCCUUCUGCAGAAAUUUUCGACGAAAUCAAUAAAUUGAAGAAAUCGCAAAAUGCGGAUCCGGAAGUAUUAUUCUCAUUAACACCAAACAACAAAUGUAUGUCAAAAGUGGUUCUAAGUUCCAACAUGACGAAUCAGUUGAUCACAAAAGUCACCGAGUUCAUAGAGGACAAUUCAGUGGAUGGUUUCGAUAUCGAUUGGGAAUUUCCGGUUUGGAGUUCAGAUGCAAAACCGACAGAUAAAAAAGGAUUUAUCGAUUUCCUUAAGGCACUGAAAGAAGAAUUCGACAAGAGUGAACGAAAAAUUCUGAUCACGGUGGCCGUUGCAGCGGCAUACACAAUUGUAGAGAAGGCCUAUGAUGUGGACGGUUUGAACAAUUAUGUGGAUUAUGUGCAAAUAAUGAAUUACGAUUUUCAUAUGUACUCAAAAUGGCAACCAUUCACUGCAUUCAACGCACCACUCUUCAAGAAGAACGUUGAAAUCGGAAUCGUUGGACGACUGAAUUCGGACUAUUCAACGCGAUUUUGGCUAUCGCAUGGAUUGCUAGCCAACAAAACCGUGUUCGGUUUGCCAACAUACGGUCGCGGAUUUACGCUCAUGAAUCAACUCCUGCAUUUCGUUUACGCACCUGCCAGUGGACCAUCCGAGUAUGGUGAUAGCUACGAGUUCACAACGAUAUGUAAUCUAACAGAAUCAUCUGAUUACAAGUAUGUUUAUGAUACGGAAUCGCGAUGUCCAUAUUUAUAUGGUGGG